CUGAUCUCCCUGCACCCUUGGACAAUCAUGAUUGCGUGGAAGUGGUUAACUCCACCCUCCAAGUAAGACAAAAUUUGUCUGACGAGGCAUUGUCCAACCCAGAUCUGAUCCUUUUCACGGACGGGAGUUCCUUCUACCUUGAGGGAACGCGGUAUACAGGCUAUGCUGUUGUUAACCAAUGGGAACCAGUGGAAGCAGCCGCCCUCCCUGGUCGAUGGGGCGCGCAAGCAGCUGAAUUAUAUGCAUUGACCAGAGCCUGCCAAAUAGCAGAGGAUUGCGAGCCUUGUGGCGCACGGCCAGGUAUGCGCAAACGGUUCCGUUCGAAGAGCAAGUGCACCCUUUCCAGCCAGGUGAUUUCGUGUGGGCGAAAACGUUUGUCCGUCGCAGUCCGCUCCUGCCAAGAUUCAGCGGUCCUCACCAGGUUUUAUUAACUACCCAGACGGCAGUUUUCUUGGAAGGAAGGAAGUCUUGGAUUCAUCACGCACACGUAAAACCUGCCGUUGUAGACUUCAGCCCCGCAGAAGUACCGGACGUGCCACCCCAAGACGGACAAGGACUUGUGGACUCAGAGGACAGAAUUGUGCCAGCGUUACGCUUAAAAAGAGACCCCGUGACUGAUCUAUGGGCACCAGAGACUAUCCCUUUCUGCACAGCCAAAAUAUCAUGAACUAUUUUACGCCUCAGGACUGCGGGGUUCUCUAUUGUAUUCUUUGUGUACUUGUGCAACUGAGCCUUGUUUUCCCUCUGUGUUGUCCUGAUGGAAUAAAAAUAUGCACGAGGGAGGACUACAAACCUCCUCUCGCUGGGAUCCGAAAUGGGCUGCCAAAUCCGAAGGUAAUGGGUGAGUGUCCAGAUCCUUACCUUUACCAUGUGCUUUUAACUCAUAAUCAACCCUUCACUGUAGAAAUCGCAGGAUGGAAAACAAAGUGUCAGAAAGCAGCUGUAGUUUUUCAACACAGCCUCAAUGGCUUCCUGGUCACUCAGUGUGUGAGGGCAGACAUAGCAUGGGCCAUUUACUUGGCUGUAAAUUGUACACCAGCCACAGGUCUAACCAGAGCCUCAGCAUGCCCCACAUCACUGGACCCCAGAUCCGUUCUUCAAGAAUAUUCUGUUUUUACCUGUCGCAAUUUGGGAACAACAGCACCUAAGUUUUGCAUUGGGUUAGGGGAAUAUAAUUGUUAUAUCGCUUUGCAAAGGAGCCAGCUCAACCGGUUUGCUCCCCCGAGUCUAUCCGACUUAACUUCAAAGCCCUCUUUGGAGCCUCUCACUCCCCCAUCCCUCACACUUCAAGGGGAAAGCUGGAAAGCAAAUAUUUUUCUCUCUCUUUUGGAAGCCUCAGCCCCACAAAACGGAUCGUGUUACGUAUGCGCCCACACUCCCCCUCAUGGAGUUGCAGGGGUGCCCCUCAUAGGCAUGCCCCUAUCUUUAAAAGAAGUUUUAAGUUUUAAAAACUGGCAACCAGCUAAAGAAUUAGAUGGUCCUUUGGAUACCAGUGGGCCACUUCAGGGGGAAGUGUGUGUAAGUAGCAGCCCGCGCGCCAACAUGGGACUCUCCUGUAAAUUCAUUCUUAACCAGAGAAAGGGGGGCUCUUGGGGGGUUUUCAACAAUGCCCAGUUACUUAAUGCAGCAACCACAACUAAUGACACAUGGGUAUAGGCUUGGGCUACCCUCAUUCCCCAAGAUGCUCAGAGCCCUGACUUAUUCUCCUUUAUUUUUUCAUUAUACACCAAGCCCACUCCCCGAGGAUUAUGGUGGUUGUGCGGACAUAGGGCUCAGCGGAGGCUGCCAUCCCUAGUAAGAUGGACUUGCACUUUGGGAAGGGUUAUGCCUGGGAUUAGAACCACUCUUUCUCUCCCUACAGCCAGACACCGAAAUCGAAAAGACACAGGGGAGGCAGUGUUGAGAGGAUUUUUUCCACAUUAUGGGCAGCCCAAACCUAUCAAGACCUAAUUAAACUUUCUCAAGACUUUUAGGAUUUUUUAAAUGAUACCACAGCCUCAUUGCGAGAUUUGACUAACGAGCAGGGACAAAUUCGGACCAUAACUUUACAAAAUAGGUUAGGAAUUGAUUAUUUAUUGGCCAGCUCAGGGGGCAUUUGUUCUUUGAUUGGGAGUGAAUGUUGUACUUCAAUAACGGACCGGAAAGCUGAUGUUUUGCAACAUUUAAAUCACCUUAACACAGUUUACAACGACAUAGAAUGCAUCAAGACCUUUUCCUCCUUCCCAAGCCUCACGGAAUGGUUCAAGCAAUGGCCUAGCUGGCACCAAAUUUUACUUUACAUUUUUCUUGGAAUUUCAGGUCUGAUUUCCUUAUGCUGCUGUAUACAAUCUCUACCUAGCUUAUUCUCCCUCUUUUCAACUCUUGGAACUCAGUGCCUGAGAAGGCCCCCUUUACCUAAUGACUUUUCCCUUCACAGCCACUCUUUCACGCCUCGGAGUGACUUCUACUAGUAACAAUAAUGGUGCAGCUGUAACUCAAACAAGUCUUGUUUGAAUUUUAGCUGCAUAUCAGGGAAUUGUUAGGAAUAAAAUUAUUCCCGACCCCAAAAGUUUGCCCAGGGUUGUCAGGAGUGGUUUAAAGGAACCUACAUUUCUGUCAGAACCAAUGUUGCAAAGAUUUCUGGAACCCAGAGAAAUACAACUCAAAGUUCAGUUUCUUCCCUCAUGAGAAAAACCCCGAAGGCGCCUCUCUGACCGUAAACAUCUCUGUAAAAACGAGAUAACAUGUUUCUCUUCUGAUGUUAUUAUUUCACUCUGUCUUAAAGCCACUAUACUCUUCCUUCAACAUUGUAAACUAGGUCAGUACAAACAAGACAUUUUCUCAUAAUAUCUUAUGUUUCCUUAAGUUUUGCGCAAUAUUGCUGACUAUGCUAAGUCCAUAAGAAAGUUAGAAACAUUUUUUAUCUCUUUGGUGUCAAUCUGCCCCUUUUCCUCGCCUUCUUGUAGCUCUGACCUCACAACAAGUUUCCUUUUGACUGACAAGUGUAUAAAUACGUUAUCACAACUCUCGCCUUUUAGAAUCAAAAGCAAAUGUAACAAUAAUGAGCUAACGCGCUUACUUAUCUCUGUAAAGAUGUAAUAUUGUAUUUCCUUUGGGUAUGCCUUUUUAAUAACAUUCUGCUUUGUUUUGCUGUAAAA
This is a messenger RNA of Rhineura floridana, 3137 nucleotides long. RefSeq lists its product as uncharacterized. The record is from RefSeq and is a predicted model, not a curated record. Bases 622 to 1656 code for a protein of 344 amino acids. The transcript has 2 exons. NCBI's taxonomy places the organism in Eukaryota, Metazoa, Chordata, Lepidosauria, Squamata, Rhineuridae.